GUAGUCUGCCCGCUAGCUCGUUACAGGAUAGACAAACAUACAUAAUUUGCUGUUGGAAAAAUAUGGCUUCGAAGAGUCAUUCUUUCGAUUCUAACUGCAUGACAUUGACAAGAUUCGUACUUGCCGAACAACGAAAAAUACCAACCGCCACAGGUGAUCUAAGUCAGCUUCUAAAUAGUAUACAAACUGCUGUAAAAGCAGUCAGUUCAGCAGUUAGAAAAGCCGGUAUUGCAAACAUGUAUGGGAUAGCUGGUAGUCAAAACGUUCAGGGAGAGGAAGUGAAAAAAUUGGACGUGCUAAGCAACGAGUUGUUCGUGAACAUGUUGACAUCCUCUUUUACGACCUGCCUUCUUGUUAGUGAAGAAAAUACAAACGCGAUUGAAGUGGAAACUGAAAAAUGCGGAAAAUAUAUCGUAUGCUUCGAUCCGUUGGAUGGAUCGUCCAAUAUCGAUUGUUUAAUAUCGGUCGGCUCUAUAUUUGGAAUUUACAAGAAACCGAACGAGCCGAGACAGCCAGCACUGAUGACAAAUGCUUUACAACCGGGUAAAAAUUUAGUCGCUGCUGGAUACGCACUUUACGGUUCUGCAACCAUGAUAGUACUUUCGAUUGGCCACGGAGUUAAUGGCUUCACUUACGACCCGGCGAUCGGAGAAUUUAUUUUGACCGAGAGAAAUAUACGCGUGCCAUCGAGAGGAGAUAUUUACAGCAUUAAUGAAGGACACGAGAAUGCUUGGGACGUAGCUAUCAAGGAAUAUAUCCGUUCGAAGAAAUAUCCUAAGAAUGGGAAACCAUACAGUGCAAGGUAUGUGGGUUCAAUGGUCGCUGAUGUGCACAGGACAAUAAAGUAUGGAGGGAUAUUUCUUUAUCCAGCAACUAAAAGUCACCCAAGUGGCAAGCUGCGUCUUCUGUACGAAUGUAUUCCAAUGGCUUACAUAUUAAAAGAAGCCGGUGGUUUGGCGUCAAAUGGAGAAAUUGACAUUUUGGAGAUCAUCCCUGAAAAGAUUCACCAAAGAUCCCCGAUAUUUUUGGGAUCACAGGAAGAUGUGCAAGAAGUCUUACAAUGCAUUCGAAAACACAAGGCAUCGUGAAAAACGGCGGGCAGGAAAUAAUCGAGCGAUGAAGAAAUGUUUUGGAGUUUUUAUCAGAAGACAUAACUUGCUAACACGUUGAAAGUCUAUAUCGUUAUAUGUAUAUUGUAAAUCAAGGUUACAAAGCUGCAUUUCUUCGUGCAGCGAAUGUCAUAUCUUUUUUCCUCUAAAUUUCAACUUUAUUUUUUUCUUACAUUUUGAUCACCUCCUUAUUAAAAAGCAGUUUUGACGUACAUACUAUACAUUAUUCAGUAUCUGUAUCCUUCGUUACUUGUGGAUCCUCCUCCAGUGACUCUUGGAGCUGGAGCUGGAUAAGUAGCUGUCCCUUCGUAUCGUACUAUUGGCCGAUAGCCACCACCGUCGGCAACAUAGUCGACGAUUUGUGUUCUACCAUCUGGCAAUAGCACGUGAUAAGUUCCAGUUGCUUCAUCGUCUUUUCGUGACUCGCGAUGGCCAAAGUUUAGGCCAGCUACUGCGUCUUCCACUUCGUACGAGAAUUCGUAAUUUACCGGAUCCUGCGAAAGCGAGAGAGAAAAAGAAAAGAAAAAAAAACACGGAAAAAGGUACUUAUACAGAUCACAGAUAAAAUCAUCGAGAUACGAAUCUUUUACAUUUUAUGCGACGAA
Molecule: messenger RNA, 1714 nt
Organism: Heterotrigona itama
Lineage: Eukaryota; Metazoa; Arthropoda; Insecta; Hymenoptera; Apidae
Source: the annotation of a GenBank genome assembly